This is a messenger RNA of Eriocheir sinensis (Chinese mitten crab), 2069 nucleotides long. RefSeq lists its product as uncharacterized. Lineage: Eukaryota; Metazoa; Arthropoda; Malacostraca; Decapoda; Varunidae. The record is from RefSeq and is a predicted model, not a curated record. The transcript has 2 exons. The coding region runs from base 7 to 1881 and encodes 624 amino acids.
GUUGGCAUGGAUUUGGCUUUCUCUGGUAGCCUGGUAACAUACACUCCCAGGUCUUUCUCUGCCUCUGUGGUGGAUAGUGGAGUGUUUCCCAUGUGGUAUUGGUGUGCUGGAUAUCCCUUCACUGGUAGCCUGGUAACAUGCACUCCCAGGUCUUUCUCUGCCUCUGUGGUGGAUAGUGGAGUGUUUCCCAUGUGGUAUUGGUGUGCUGGAUAUCCCUUCACUGGUAGCCUGGUAACAUACACUCCCAGGUCUUUCUCUGCCUCUGUGGUGGAUAAUGGAGUGUUUCCCAUGUGGUAUUGGUGUGCUGGAUAUCCCUUCACUGGUAGCCUGGUAACAUACACUCCCAGGUCUUUCUCUGCCUCUGUGGUGGAUAGUGGAGUGUUUCCCAUGUGGUAUUGGUGUGCUGGAUAUCCCUUCACUGGUAGCCUGGUAACAUACACUCCCAGGUCUUUCUCUGCCUCUGUGGUGGAUAGUGGAGUGUUUCCCAUGUGGUAUUGGUGUGCUGGAUAUCCCUUCACUGGUAGCCUGGUAACAUACACUCCCAGGUCUUUCUCUGCCUCUGUGGUGGAUAGUGGAGUGUUUCCCAUGUGGUAUUGGUGUGCUGGAUAUACCUUCACUGGUAGCCUGGUAACAGACACUCCCAGGUCUUUCUCUGCCUCUGUGGUGGAUAGUGGAGUGUUUCCCAUGUGGUAUUGGUGUGCUGGAUAUCCCUUCACUGGUAGCCUGGUAACAUACACUCCCAGGUCUUUCUCUGCCUCUGUGGUGGAUAGUGGAGUGUUUCCCAUGUGGUAUUGGUGUGCUGGAUAUCCCUUCACUGGUAGCCUGGUAACAUACACUCCCAGGUCUUUCUCUGCCUCUGUGGUGGAUAGUGGAGUGUUUCCCAUGUGGUAUUGGUGUGCUGGAUAUCCCUUCACUGGUAGCCUGGUAACAUACACUCCCAGGUCUUUCUCUGCCUCUGUGGUGGAUAGUGGAGUGUUUCCCAUGUGGUAUUGGUGUGCUGGAUAUCCCUUCACUGGUAGCCUGGUAACAUACACUCCCAGGUCUUUCUCUGCCUCUGUGGUGGAUAGUGGAGUGUUUCCCAUGUGGUACUGGUGUGCUGGAUAUCCCUUCACUGGUAGCCUGGUAACAUGCGCUCCCAGGUCUUUCUCUGCCUCUGUGGUGGAUAGUGGAGUGUUUCCCAUGUGGUAUUGGUGUGCUGGAUAUCCCUUCACUGGUAGCCUGGUAACAUACACUCCCAGGUCUUUCUCUGCCUCUGUGGUGGAUAGUGGAGUGUUUCCCAUGUGGUAUUGGUGUGCUGGAUAUCCCUUCACUGGUAGCCGGGUAACAUACACUCCCAGGUCUUUCUCUGCCUCUGUGGUGGAUAGUGGAGUGUUUCCCAUGUGGUAUUGGUGUGCUGGAUAUCCCUUCACUGGUAGCCUGGUAACAUACACUCCCAGGUCUUUCUCUGCCUCUGUGGUGGAUAGUGGAGUGUUUCCCAUGUGGUAUUGGUGUGCUGGAUAUCCCUUCACUGGUAGCCUGGUAACAUACACUCCCAGGUCUUUCUCUGCCUCUGUGGUGGAUAGUGGAGUGUUUCCCAUGUGGUAUUGGUGUGCUGGAUAUCCCUUCACUGGUAGCCUGGUAACAUACACUCCCAGGUCUUUCUCUGCCUCUGUGGUGGAUAGUGGAGUGUUUCCCAUGUGGUAUUGGUGUGCUGGAUAUCCCUUCACUGGUAGCCUGGUAACAUACACUCCCAGGUCUUUCUCUGCCUCUGUGGUGGAUAGUGGAGUGUUUCCCAUGUGGUAUUGGUGUGCUGGAUAUCCCUUCACUGGUAGCCUGGUAACAUACACUCCCAGGUCUUUCUCUGCCUCUGUGGUGGAUAGUGGAGUGUUUCCCAUGUGGUAGUGGUGUGCUGGAUAUCCCUUCACUGGUAGCCUGGUAACAUACACUCCCAGGUCUUUCUUUGCCUCUGUGGUGGAUAGUGGAGUGUUUCCCAUGUGGUAUUGGUGUGCUGGAUAUCCCUUCACUGGUAGCCUGGUAACAUACACUCCCAGGUCUUUCUCUGCCUCUGUGGUGGAUAGUGGAGUGUUUCC